Arabis nemorensis is the source of this 729-nucleotide messenger RNA. The record is from the annotation of a GenBank genome assembly. NCBI's taxonomy places the organism in Eukaryota, Viridiplantae, Streptophyta, Magnoliopsida, Brassicales, Brassicaceae.
AUGAAAAUGAACUUUUUGCAUGAUGGUGGCUUAACCUUAGCCGUUCCCUCUGGUCAAGAGUGGAGGUGGGGUUGUAAGGGUUCAUCCUCCGGUAAUGGCAACCCUAAGGUUUUCUUUGAUAUAGCCGUGGGUGACAGACCGGUUGGUCGGAUCGUGAUGGAGCUCUUCGCCGACACGACCCCAAAGAUGGCAGAGAACUUCCGAGCAGUGGCGGAGCCAGCAAUUAUUUUCAUGGGGAAUUAUAAAUUUUGUGGGGGUCAACUGACCACCCUACCCACCACGUACCUCCGCCACUGCUUCCGAGCCCUUUGUACCGGCGAUAAAGGCAUGGGGAAGCUUGGUAGGCCACUCCAUUACAAGGGAUCAAUCAUCCACCAUAUAUCCCCUGGUUAUAUUUUCCAUGGAGGAGAUAUAACUUAUGGAAACGGAGAAGGAGGCGAAUCGAUCUACGAUGAUGUAUUCUUCGAGAAGGAGAACUUCAUCAGGCAGUGCACCGGUCCAGGUUUCCUCACCAUGUCCAACAAAUCUGUAGACAAAUCCAACGGAUCUCAGUUCGAAAUUUGCAUGAAAAAGGACGAGCAUCUCGGCUACGAGAACGUCGUGUUCGGCCAACUUAUUCAAGGAUUGGAUGUCAUCACGACUAUUAUGGGAAUGGAAGAGGCCAAAACUAGGCCUCGCAAGCCGCCUAAUGUGCCUGUCGUGAUCACCGACUGUGGUCAGAUUUCAUAG